CCAUAGUUUCGGAUCUAAUAGGAAGUUGCCUUGAGCUGGAAUUUGAGGAGGCAGCAUGGAAAUCUUGUAAAUACAUUUUAGGAAAGGCAUGUCAUCCCAUGACAGCAUUCCCACUAGCUGCACUGUGACUAGGCAGAAGCUUGUCCCCUGGAGACUGCUACUCUGAAGUCUCUACGAUGCUGAGGAGCUCCAUUCGGAUGGUGGCAGGGCUGGCCUGCCGGAUAUCUCCCACAUGCGGUCCUCAAGCGGCAGUGGGCCGGAGACCCUUGCUGCCCUCCGCCCUUAAACCAGCUGCCAAUGCCACAGCUUGCUUCUGUCAGUCCAAGCAGGCGAAGGAUUACGCUCUCCCCAACGCUACCUGGAGCCAGGACAUGAUGACUCAGUACAACAAGUUCAUGGCGAUGUCCAGAGAUGGGACGUGGAAAAGAUUACCUUCGUACAGGCACAUUGUGGAACAUAUGCCAGAAAGGAUGCGGCAAGAACACAAGGAGAAGAUAAACAGAGAAACCAGGCUAUUCCUCCGAAACAUGGAUGUUGAAGGAAAGGGAUUUGAGUACGUUAUGUUCGUGAACUCUUCAGAGAAAAGGGUUGUGUGUGUGUUCCAGCCGGGUCCCUAUCUGGAAGGACCACCAGGGUUUGCCCACGGGGGCUGCAUCGCAACCAUUCUCGACAGCACCUUUGGGGGCUGUGCCGUCGUCUUUGGGGGCAGAGUGAUGACCGCUAACCUGACCAUAAACUACAAAAACCCAGUCCCACUGGGAUCGGUGGUCCUCGUAGACAGCAAACUAGACAAGACAGAGGGGAGGAAACUGUUUAUAUCCGGCCAGGUGCGGAGCGCUGAUGGAGAGACCCUUCACACGGAAGCCACGGCACUGUUUAUCCAGGUAGUUCCACAGACAUCUCCUCAGCAACCAGAUUGCUCCGAGUAACCCACCCAACCGCACCUGAGGAUCUUCGCCGGGAACAGGUUGUUUGAAACGGAGCCAAUCAAGUUCUCUGUCAGUAUCCAUCUCCUUGCAUAAGACCUUCGUAAUCUAACCCUGCAUGUUUUGGCGAAGGAGCCCUCUUGGAUCCCAACUGCCUGUGCCUCUUCCUGGCAUCCGUCCAGUUCGUACUAGCUAGGAACUGUUCUCUGUUACAGAAGUGAGCGGUGCUGGAAUUCAACUGCCACUUUUUGCACGUGGCGCACGUCCAGGUAGGUGCUCUCCUGCUGAUAGGCAAGCUGAUUGUGGAGCGUCUCUCUAACCCCAUAGCAUCUACCUCCGUUUGAAUGCCAGUGCUUUUGUCUUCUUCAGAGAUGGGGUUCCUCUCCAGGAAGCGACACUGUUUUUUUCAGCCUUCUGGACAAGGCUUGUAUCCAAGCAGAUGGCUCUCAGAAGUCCGGGUGCCUUUUGCAUACAAAGACUUUAUCCGUUUCACUUACUUUGGUGUAAGGAGCUUUCCCCUAUUGCAAGAAGCUUGAAAAGAAGUCAGGGGAGGAAAUGCUGCCGUUCGUGGAAUGAACUCACAGCUCUCAACCCCAAAAGUGGUUUGGGCCAAACAGUAUUUUUGUUUGUUCAACGUUUUUCUCCUGAUCUGCUUUCUUCCGGGAUGGGUAAAAAGUUAACUUUGAUGCUUGAAAGACAAA
This is a messenger RNA of Eublepharis macularius, 1627 nucleotides long. Its product is annotated as acyl-coenzyme A thioesterase THEM4-like. The transcript is spliced from 7 exons. NCBI's taxonomy places the organism in Eukaryota, Metazoa, Chordata, Lepidosauria, Squamata, Eublepharidae. The coding region runs from base 177 to 929 and encodes 250 amino acids. The record is from RefSeq and is a predicted model, not a curated record.